Molecule: messenger RNA, 1326 nt
Organism: Didymella exigua CBS 183.55
Lineage: Eukaryota; Fungi; Ascomycota; Dothideomycetes; Pleosporales; Didymellaceae
Product: PLC-like phosphodiesterase
Exons: 2
Coding region: 1-1326 (441 amino acids)
Biological process (GO): lipid metabolic process
Molecular function (GO): phosphoric diester hydrolase activity
Source: RefSeq, a predicted model, not a curated record
AUGAGAGGCACGAUACUAUCGCUACUAUGCCUCGCAGGCCUUGCUGCAGGACAGGAUAGCUCAGCAUCCACAGCAUCGCCAUCCGUCAUCACCUUGACCGGCAGCUCGAGGCAGCGCUCCGGGGCCGAGUUCGGCGGAACCGUCACCGUGCCGUCAGACUUCGAGGGCAGCACAUUCGCGACGUUGACCAGUUCACCAUCUGGAAGCACCGCGUCCAGCAAUGCGACUGUUUCAGCAACGGACUCGGUCAUCAACAUCGGUGGUGGAAAUAGGACCAGGACACCGACUGGAUCUGCUACAGGCUCGGCAGCCCUGCCCCAGAACACCCAAGCUUGCAACAACUACGUUGAGUUCUGCAACCGCAAAUACUCCAACAUCACAGAAGUUGCCGCCCACAACUCGCCAUUCACCAAGGCGCGCAACAUAGCCCGUAACCAGGACUACGGCGUGACCCAGCAGUUGAACGAUGGCAUUCGCAUGCUGCAAGGCCAGGCUCACUACGUCAACAACACUCUUUACCUCUGCCACUCAUCCUGCGAUCUCCUCAAUGCCGGCACGCUGGAGGAUUAUCUGGAGGAGGUUGUAGCAUGGGUUGAAGCACACCCCUUCGAUGUCGUCACGAUCAUCUUCGGCAACUACAAUUACGCGGACAAGGACGCGAACGGCAACUUCCUCAUCACAGCAAAGAACUUUGACGAACCGAUCAGGUCUUCUGGCCUGUACCAGUACAUCUACCAGCCGCCGAAGACAGCCAUGGAGCUUGCGGACUGGCCCACCCUCGGGCAGAUGUUGCUGCAGCAGAAGCGUGUUGUCACGUUCAUCGACUACAAUGCUGACACCGACGCCGUUCCUUAUUUGCUGUGGGAAUUCUACAGCAUGUGGGAGACACCCUUCUCGCCCACCGACAUCAACUUCCCCUGUACAAUCGGCCGUCCUGACGGCGUCAGCGACGAGAAGGCGCGCGAUAUGCUGUACAUGGCCAACCACAACCUGAACGUCGAGAUCGCCAUUGCCGGGCUGGAGUUGCUGGUCCCCAACGUCGCUGCGACGAACAUCACAAAUGGACUCGAGGGCAAUGGCAGUCUGGGACUGAUGGCUAACCAGUGCACUUCCGACUGGGGCCGCCCACCGAAUUUCCUCCUCGUCGACUUCUACAACCAGGGCCCUGUCAACGGCUCCGUCUUCGAAGUCGCUGCGCGCGCGAACAAUGUCACGUACACUCGCGAGUGCUGCGGUAAGGCCACAUCCCUCGCGACUGCGCUUCUGACACCGUCUGCGACAUACUUUGCGCUCGUUGUCGCGGCUGUUGGUAUGUUAAUGAUGUAA